This is a messenger RNA of Penicillium macrosclerotiorum, 1449 nucleotides long. RefSeq names its product NAD(P)/FAD-dependent oxidoreductase. Gene Ontology annotation, molecular function: sarcosine oxidase activity; flavin adenine dinucleotide binding. The record is from RefSeq and is a predicted model, not a curated record. The coding region runs from base 1 to 1449 and encodes 482 amino acids. The transcript is spliced from 8 exons. Lineage: Eukaryota; Fungi; Ascomycota; Eurotiomycetes; Eurotiales; Aspergillaceae.
AUGGUUGAACCAAAGUCAGUGGCGAUUGUAGGAGCGGGCAUUUUUGGCCUUUCCCUGGCGGUCGCCCUGCGCGACCGAGGUCACCGAAUUACCGUAUUCGAGCGCUAUAAUUAUGAUCAGAACGAAUACGAUGCAAGCGAUGACGAUAUACAAGCUGCAUCAGUAGAUCACAACAAGAUCUUUCGAGCGUCCUACGGGAAGGAACUGCAUUAUCAGCGCCUUGCCAUGGAAGCGCGAAAGUUCUGGGUCUCGGAGGACGAAAAACGCGGUUUUUCGCAACAGGCCCCUGCGCCCGGGGAAAAGAGACUCUUUGUCAACAGCGGAAUGCUACGGGUGCAGCCAACGGAUCAACUUGGAGCAUUGGAAAAAGAGACACUCGCAAAUAUGGAGCGUGAUGGUUUUCGAGAUACACAAUUUGUGAAAAGCAACGUUGCGGAUCAAGGACGGGCAGACCGUUUGGGAUGGAAGGACAAACUGCUUGAUUUCGCGAUUCCAGAUGUCACACCUGCUAGCUCAUAUGAAGCUGUACUUGACUCGACAGCUGGUUUUGUGAGGUGCAGUAAUGCUUGCGCUCACUACCAGAAAGUUGCAGUUUCGCAGGGUGUCCAGUUUCACUUUGGCCCGGAGAAGGGCGCCGUAGAAUCGCUAGUAAAAGAGCACAGUGCUACUGAGCCGGAUAAAGUCAAGGUACUCGGGCUGAAGACUAGCGAUGGCAUUUACCACAAAGCCGAUAUUGUUGUGGUUGCUGCUGGGUCGUUCUCUACUCAAGUACUCCCUAACCUGAGCUACCACCUGGAGUCCUCCGCUGGGAGCCUAGCCACAUUCAAAAUUGACCCUAGUGAUAAGCACCUCUGGGACAAGUACUCCCCCGAAAAGUUCCCAGUUUUGACGUGGAAAAGUACCCCUCGAGAUCCGACCGGCAAAGACACCGGUAGCAUCUAUGUCCUGCCUCGCACCCCUGAAGGCCUUGUCAAAAUCGGAUAUCGGGGACUUAAGUUCACAAAUUUUAGACCUGCACCCGAUGGCACCCCUUUCACUCAAGAUCGCCAGUGGUCGGUGCCACUGCCACCAAAGGAAAGCCUUUCACUACAAGAACAAGCUGUUUAUUCCAUUAGACAGUUUGUAUCUAUUUUCCUUCCAGAGUUUGACACCGUUCCAUUCUACUCUACCAAACUCUGCUGGUAUACGGAUUCCUUGGACAAUUCCUUCGUGAUCGACUAUGUCCCCGAUUUUGCGGAAAAUUCCGUCUUUGUCUGCACAGGGGGCAGUGGCCAUGGAGCCAAAUUUCUGCCUAUUCUUGGACAACAUGCUGCUGAUAUUCUUGAGCAUGCCGACCAGAGUACGUCUUACAUGCGCCUGUUCUGGCGAUGGCGGCCCGAUGCACCCCGAAGGAAUGGCCUCGAGGAAGGACCCCAUGGGCCACGAAAUAUAGCAAAGCCUGCUUCCUAG